Molecule: messenger RNA, 684 nt
Organism: Aspergillus sclerotioniger CBS 115572
Lineage: Eukaryota; Fungi; Ascomycota; Eurotiomycetes; Eurotiales; Aspergillaceae
Exons: 5
Coding region: 1-684 (227 amino acids)
Cellular component (GO): endosome
Molecular function (GO): phosphatidylinositol-3-phosphate binding
Source: RefSeq, a predicted model, not a curated record
AUGGAGCCAGCGAAUGAGAACACUGGCUCGGUGCCUCGGCAGCAACCACGCCCAUCUUCACCUUCCCAGCCCUCGACUCCUCCAUCUGACACCAUUAGCAAUGCUACUAUAGCGGCAUCGCUCUCCAAUGGGGUAGCUGUCAGCAAUGGUCCAGUUCUUCCCCGGGCAGAAGACCUCUCGAAUAAAGAUCGUCCGGUCUCCGGCAUAGUCCCCCCAUACUGGAGUCACCACCGCAAUGCAUCCAGAGCUUCACACAUCUCUAUCGACCAGUCUCCGGGAAUAACCCUUGAGGAUCAUACGGAGGAUCCAGACUGUGAGACCAGUCGUGGCCUGUGGGCAAAAAGCGUUGCUGUCGAUGACCAUGUCGUCGUACGAGGGAAGACGGGUAUAGGAUCCUAUGUGGUGUGGAAUUGCAGAAUUCAAACGCUUGAUGGCGGUCCUAUCACUGUUCGCUUAAGAUAUUCCGAGUUCGAUGACUUGCGACAACGAUUAGUCGCGUCCUUUCCACAUGCGAAGAAUGCCCUCCCUCCCCUUCCUCCCAAGAGCGUCAUUUUCAAAUUUCGCCCGUCUUUCCUCGAAUCCCGCCGGGUCGGCUUGGAAUAUUUCUUGAACUGUGUCCUCUUGAACCCUGAGUUUUCCAGCUCACCAAUCGUCAAGGACUUUUUGUUCGGAAGAUUGUGCUAA